UUGAUAUAGUCCCACCCGAUAUUACCCUAGCUAUACCGCUUUGAUAAGGAAUACUUUCGGGUUUUAUACUGAUUUCUACAAUGUCGCUCUACAGACAGUAACAUACCAUGGGUUUCAUGAAGAGCUGUGGACGUCUGGUCAUCUACUACAUCAACGGGCUUUUCGGGCUGGUGGCGGCGGUAUGUCUGGUAGGAGGAAUGUUCGUCAAGUUCGGGUCGGACGAUUUGAAAUCAUUGCUGCCUGAUUUAAUGAGGGAACUUGUCAGAAAAAUUGACCCAAUAUUAAGAGCGACCCACAGUUCAUCGGAGAAAUUUUUAAACAACCUUGACCUUGAGAAGUUGCUAGGCAAUGCAGCAGAUGUAUUCAUCGUGUUCGGCGCCGUUUUGCUCUUUGUUGUUUUCUGGGGCUGUUUUGGCGUCAGCUGCAAGUCCAAAUGUGGCCUUUAUGUGUACAGCUGUAUACUCCUGCUGAUUCUGAUUGGUCAGAUUGUUUGCGCCAUCUUGAUAACAAAACGACGGGACCUCAUCGACGAAAACUUAAAGCCACAGUUACGUUCGUCCAUUAAAGACCUUUAUCAGGGAGACCAUGCUAUGGACGCCAUUAGUGUUUUAUGGAAUGCCGUCAUGCUUAAGUUUUCGUGUUGUGGUGUUGACAGUUCUCAAGACUUUGUAUCUGGAAAAUGGAACAACACACCGAUUGCUGAAAUUAUCAACGCAAAUAAACAGCUUGACACGCCGCUGGUUUGCUGUACAGAGGCUGCGAGGUCGAAAUCAGCAACCAAUUGGUGGAAUUGUGCAAUAUCCACACUGAAUCCUUCAGAUUCAAAUUAUAAUAAGGGUUGCUAUGGCGAGGUGUGGCAGUAUUUGGAACACUACAUCAACAUAGUGGUGGGUUGUGUUGGCGGUCUGGCGGCGUUAGAGCUGUUGUUAGCAAUUUUUGCUAUUAGCAUAGCAAGAGGAAUGGACAAAAAGAACAAAGUGAAUUCUGAGAAAAGUGGAAAAGGAAAAAGAUAGGUAAACGGACGAUGAUGUUGUUUAUACCGGACAUUAUACCGUCAUAUAAAUGAAAGAUCUACAGUGAUGCAAUGUUGUUCUGAUGUUCGGGAAAAAACCCUGACCGGAGUUCAAUUACUCUGUGAAAGAUUUAAAUUCCGUCCAUGACGAACGAAAACAUCCUAUGUAAAGACUUUGUGAAC
Molecule: messenger RNA, 1195 nt
Organism: Magallana angulata
Lineage: Eukaryota; Metazoa; Mollusca; Bivalvia; Ostreida; Ostreidae
Product: tetraspanin-18-like
Exons: 8
Coding region: 108-1013 (301 amino acids)
Cellular component (GO): membrane
Source: RefSeq, a predicted model, not a curated record